AUGGCAUUAGCAGUUGCAUCGUCUGGAAUUGCGGCAAAAGUGUUCAACUCCAUUGAUACUGUCCUGAAUGAGGUAGAGGCGGUCAAUUAUCCGACCGAGUUUUCAAAUUUGCUGGAUUCACCGGGCAUGCCGCCUCACGUGUUAACAUUAAAGGUCGGAGUGCCCAUAAUUGUACUUCGAAAUCUUAAUCCACCGCAGCUUUGUAACGGUACGAGGCUCACGGUAAACAGCAUGAUGAGUAACGUAAUAAAAGCCACAAUUUUGAAUGGGAAAUUCAAAGGCGAUGAGGUUUUGCUGCCACGUAUACCGAUGAUUCCGGUGGACGUGCCGUUCGAAUUUAAGCGUUUGCAGUUUCCGGUACGGCUCGCAUUCGCAAUGAGCAUUAACAAGGCACAGGGACAAACUCUUAAAGAGUGUGGAUUGAACUUGAAAAAUCCAUGUUUUUCACGCUGA
Messenger RNA from Rhagoletis zephyria (snowberry fruit fly), 453 nucleotides. RefSeq lists its product as uncharacterized. Gene Ontology annotation, cellular component: replication fork. Gene Ontology annotation, biological process: DNA replication. Lineage: Eukaryota; Metazoa; Arthropoda; Insecta; Diptera; Tephritidae. The record is from RefSeq and is a predicted model, not a curated record.